AUGUCAGAAGAAGCGUCUUCUGUUGGAAAGUUUGACCAUGACAACGGUCAACAAAUUAAAGACGAGGAAUUAUUUAAAAAAUUCUUGGAAAGAUACAGAAAAGUUUUUCAAUUUGAACAAAACCAUCCUGGAAAGGAAAUAUCACUAAGUAUUAGUGGUGAGAGAGUGUUAUUUCAUGUUGAGACGCGUGAGGUACCUUAUCAAGCAGAUAAAAGCAAUAUGAACGAGGACGAGUGGAGAGCCGCUAUUAAGUGGAUUGAGAAACAAGAAGGAGAUGGUCCUUGGGUAGUCUCACCAGGAGAUGAUGACCAAAAAUCUGUGUCUCAGGAAGAUGAGGAGACAUUAUUAAGAGAUGCGAUUGAGCGUGGAGAUGAGGCCGAGAGAGAGAGAUGCGAGAAAAAGAGAUGUGACAAAGAAAGUACUCUGUUAAACAAAGCAGACUUAUCCCAAGGAGUUGCAAAAAAAAAUGAAAUUGAAGCGCUACCUGGUACUGCUUCAUAAAUUGUGGAGAGUAACACUAAUAAAGACGACGUGUUAUCUCUGGUGAGGCAAUUUUGCGAAUCCUCUACCAAUAUGAUGAAGCAAUGCCAGGAAUCUCUGUUGGGUGCUCAGGCAGCUGUUGCUAAAAUGGAAACAAUUCAAGGUUUGAUUAUUGACGAGUUCAAUAAACAAAAAGAUGUUUUUGUUAAACAAACAAAAACCCUUGAAGACAAAAAUAAUGAGAUCCGUAAGCAAAUAA
Molecule: messenger RNA, 739 nt
Organism: Cotesia congregata
Lineage: Eukaryota; Metazoa; Arthropoda; Insecta; Hymenoptera; Braconidae
Source: the annotation of a GenBank genome assembly